Molecule: messenger RNA, 786 nt
Organism: Spirodela intermedia
Lineage: Eukaryota; Viridiplantae; Streptophyta; Magnoliopsida; Alismatales; Araceae
Source: the annotation of a GenBank genome assembly
AUGAAAAUAUUUAAACAAGUUUAUAUCUCUAUUCCUUUGGUAGAUGUAAUUAAACAUAUACCUACAUAUGCAAAAUUUUUAAAAGAAUUAUGCACACCUCGUAAGUCACCUCAAAAGAUAUCUUUAUUUGAAGAGAUUAGUGUCAUUAUUUCUCAUUCUUUGCCUAGGAAAUGUACGGAUCUAGGAGCAGCUCUCAUCUCAUGUAAAGUGGAUGAAACUACAUUUAGAAAUAUGCUCUUAGAUUUAGGAGCAAGUGUUAAUUUAUUACCUUUGACUUUUUUUGAAAAUUUCAAAUUAGGAGAACUAAAACCAACUAUAGUAGAACUUCAGUUAGCUAAUAGAUCUAUUAAAACACCUAGGGGUCUCCUAGAAGAUGUCAUUAUCUAUGUUAAAGGAUGUAGAUUUCUAGUUGAUUUUCUGAUUUUAGAUAUUCUUAUUUUAAUUAAUCUUACUCAUACACCAAUCAUAUUAGGACACCCAUUUCUUGCCACAGCCAAAUCAAAUAUUAAUUGUGAAAAUGUGAUUAUAAAUAUAAAAUAUGAAGGCCAAAACAUCUCUUUAAAUAUUUUUAAAAGUUCAAGAUUUCCACAUGAAGAUAAUGAUAAUUAUGAAGAUAUUGACGUAAUUGAUUCAUGCAUAGAAGAAAUGAAUGAUGUUCAGCAAGUUGAUCAAUUAGUUCUUCCAUUUCAUGUUCAUACAUUACAUCAAAAAUAUUAUAGGAAAGAGGCAUUAUAUCAUGACAUAAUAUUUAUAGAAUCAUCUUUAGAGAAUCUCCCACAUUUAUAA